AUGGAGGACUCAGAUGGAGUCCUCAACUUCGACUUCGAGGGCGGCCUCGACGCCACUGCCGACGCCGGACCCAUCCACACCGGCCUGGCCUCCAACGCCCCGAUCCAGUCCGACUCCCUCGUCGCGCAGUCCAACAACCAGGCCUCCGCCGCGCCACAACCCGACCCGAAUGUCAACCCCUCGGGCCAGAAGAGCUUCCGGCAAACGGUGUCUCGUCACUGGCUUCGCAGCCUCUGUAUGAAGGGCGAGGCUUGCGGCUUCCUUCACCAAUACGACAAGUCACGCAUGCCGGUGUGCCGCUUCUUCCGUAUGUACGGCGAGUGUAGGGAGCAGGAUUGCGUCUAUAAGCACACCAACGAGGACAUUAAAGAGUGUAAUAUGUAG
This is a messenger RNA of Rosa chinensis, 384 nucleotides long. RefSeq names its product 30-kDa cleavage and polyadenylation specificity factor 30. Bases 1 to 384 code for a protein of 127 amino acids. The transcript has a single exon. Lineage: Eukaryota; Viridiplantae; Streptophyta; Magnoliopsida; Rosales; Rosaceae. Gene Ontology annotation, molecular function: metal ion binding; RNA binding. The record is from RefSeq and is a predicted model, not a curated record.